Messenger RNA from Glycine soja, 1901 nucleotides. RefSeq names its product actin-related protein 8-like. The transcript has 12 exons. The record is from RefSeq and is a predicted model, not a curated record. Bases 82 to 1515 code for a protein of 477 amino acids. Gene Ontology annotation, molecular function: protein binding. Lineage: Eukaryota; Viridiplantae; Streptophyta; Magnoliopsida; Fabales; Fabaceae.
CGAUCGUAUGGACAGGAUUCAAACAGAACAGAGAACAUUGGGUGGUGUUGUGGCGUUUGGUGAGUUGAGUUCAUUCUCAACAUGUCGAUGCUGCUCAGGAAGGUGUGGGAAAGGGUGUUAUGGAGAUCUGAUUCUUCAACGUCAGCAUCAGCAUCAGCAUCAUCUUCAUCAUCAUCAUCACCACCAGAAGUGGCAUGUUCUGACAUGGGCGAGUUGGAGCUGCUACCCAGUGACAUCUUGAUGCACAUUCUGAGACUUUUGGGUCCAAAAGAGGCUGCAAAGUUGAGUGUGGUUUGCAAGGCUUUGAGAUCCCUUGUGUCUGAUAACAGACUUUGGAUUCACUUUCUUCAGACCCAUCAGGCUGAGCCCUCUGGGGAUUCUGUCUUCUUUGCUGAGACCACCUUGAGCUAUGGCUACCCUCUUCCGCCCUUUGCUGGCCAUUGGCCCCAACUAUCAUUCAAGCAUAUUUAUGGCCAGAGAGCACUGGUUCCUGGUUCUAUUAUCAUCGAUGGUGGUUCUGGCUAUUGCAAAUUUGGUUGGAGCAAAUACGCAUAUCCAUCAGGGCGUUCAGCAACAUUUUUGGAAUUUGGUAAUAUUGAGUCACCAAUGUAUACUAGGCUUCGACAUUUUUUUGCAACUAUUUAUAACAGGAUGCAGGUGAAACCGAAUAAACAACCAGUUAUUGUUUCUGUGCCAAUAUGCCAUUAUGAUGAUACCGAAUCAGCCAAAGCAUCUAGGCAACAGCUUAAAGAGGCAAUUUACGCUUCCUUGUUUGACAUGAAUGUUCCUGCUGUUUGCGCCAUCAACCAGGCCACUCUAGCUCUGUAUGCUGCAAAACGAACUUCUGGAAUAGUUGUUAAUAUAGGUUUUCAAGUCACGUCUAUAGUUCCAAUUUUAAACGGUAAAGUAAUGCGCAAGGUGGGUGUGGAAGUUGUGGGGCUGGGAGCACUGAAACUUACAGGAUUUCUUAGGGAGAAGAUGCAACUGAAUAAUUUAAGUUUUCAAUCUUUGUACACUGUUCGCACAUUGAAAGAGAAUCUAUGCUAUGUUGCACUUGAUUAUGAAGCUGAGCUAUUGAAAGAUACAAAAGCAUCAUUUGAAGCUGCUGGAGAAGGAUGGUUUACCCUUUCAAAAGGGAGGUUUCAGACAGCAGAGAUCCUAUUCCAGCCACAUCUUGCCGGAGUGCAAGCUAUGGGUCUGCACCAAGCCAUAGCUCUUUGUGUGGAACAUUGCCAUUCUGCAGAUUUAGCAUGUGACAGUGAUUGGUACAAGACUAUAGUCUUAUCAGGGGGGACUGCAUGCUUACCUGGUUUGGCUGAAAGGAUAGAGAAGGAACUCCAUGCCUUACUUCCUCCCUACGUGUCCAAUGGAAUUAGAGUCAUACCUCCUCCAUAUGGUGCUGAUACUCCAUGGUUUGGAGCAAAGAUUGUUGGCAAUUUGAGCACCUUUCCUGGUCAUUGGUGCGUCACAAAAAAGCAGUUCCGUCAGAAGCCUAGACUCAACCUCAUAUGGUGAUUGUUGUGAUACAAAAUUUAUUUCCUCAAUUAUGCACCCUCAUCCAAAGAGGCAACAACAGAAGAUGUGAAUUUUAGCAACUGCUUUUGUAUGUAUAAGUAUAUUAUGAUUUCCUUCUUGAAACGAAGCCUAUAGUUAACAUUCAGGUUGUUAAGAAUAAUGUAAUAAGAUUCAAGACUAAACCACAAGUGUGAAGAAACUGUUAAUAAUAUAGUUGAAGAGCAAAACCACAACGUGAGAGGUUUUUUGUAAUUAGAAAAAUGCCUAGACAUUGGAAUAAUGGAAUCCAUCUCUGGUUCUUCCAUUCAAUUUUAUGAAAUGAGAUGGUCCUUUUAAGAAUGCCAUAAACUUCGAAGAUGGCUUACUCUACGAAGUUUAAUUUUUCA